GUUCGAUCCAUGUAGGAACACCGCCUUUGCGCGGUCAACUUUUUCUGCCGCAAAAUUUAGAAGAAUUUCAUGAAGCACGCAGAAAAGCCAACAGAUUUGAACAGAUAACAAUGGCGCCCUCUCGCUCCCCGGAGCCCGUAUCAGACGGCUCUCACGAGCCCUCGGACUCCUCAGACGUUGAGCAAACGGAGCUGCAAAAUCGCGCCCCCAAAAGAAGACGCCUAUCGGAGUCUUCAGUAGACUCCUACGUUGCUCCGGCGCCGCUCCCCACCCUCUCUCGUAUCAAGAAGAAGGAAGCAAAAGAUGAUAAGCCUGCCACAACCACGGAAAAUGACAACCCUGUCUUGAUUCGUGAUGCCCUUGAAAUUGGACUGCAGGAUGAGGAGUCUUCAUUCAAAGCACUCAAUGUUUCGCCGUGGUUGGUGGGCUCCCUGACGACUAUGGCGGUUAGAAAGCCCACGGCCAUUCAAAAAGCCUGUAUACCGGAGAUUCUGAAGGGGAGAGAUUGCAUUGGAGGUAGCCGGACUGGUUCCGGAAAGACAAUUGCCUUUUCGGUGCCUAUCUUGCAGAAAUGGGCGGAAGAUCCGUUUGGCAUCUUCGCAGUUAUCCUAACUCCCACAAGAGAACUUGCGUUGCAGAUCUACGAACAAAUCAAGGCGAUCUCGGCACCUCAGAGCAUGAAGCCACUUUUGAUCACCGGAGGAACAGAUAUGCGAUCUCAAGCACUUGCUCUUUCGCAGCGGCCCCAUGUUGUGAUUGCGACACCCGGUCGACUCGCAGACCACAUCAAUACAUCCGGUGAAGAUACGGUGCGUGGACUGAAGCGCGUCCGCAUGGUCGUUCUUGAUGAAGCCGAUCGACUUCUGGCUCCUGGUCCCGGAAGCAUGCUUCCUGACGUAGAGACCUGUCUAUCCGCUCUCCCACCGUCCAGCGAACGUCAAACGCUCUUGUUCACCGCAACAUUGACCCCCGAAGUGCGCGCUCUCAAGUCCAUGCCUAGAGCUGAGAACAAACCGCCGGUCUUUGUUACUGAGAUCUCGACCGAGAAUAAAGGCACAAUCCCUCCAACCCUCAAACAAACUUACCUCAAGGUCCCCAUGACGCACCGCGAGGCCUUCUUACACGUGCUCUUGUCUACAGAAGGGAACUCCUCUAAGCCGGCUAUCAUCUUCUGCAAUCACACUAAGACUGCCGAUCUGCUGGAGCGGAUGCUUCGCCGCCUCUCCCAUCGAGUCACCUCACUACAUAGUCUUCUACCCCAGUCCGAACGUAACUCUAACCUCGCGCGUUUCCGUGCUUCCGCUGCCCGGGUCCUGGUAGCGACCGACGUCGCGUCUCGUGGUCUGGAUAUCCCGUCGGUCAGUCUGGUGAUCAACUUUGAUGUACCGCGCAAUCCGGACGACUAUGUCCACCGUGUCGGUCGUACCGCUCGUGCGGGACGGCAAGGUGAAGCGGUUACCCUAGUUGGACAGCGAGACGUACAACUGGUGCUAGCGAUCGAGGAGCGAGUGGAACGGCAGAUGGAAGAAUGGAGCGAGGAAGGCGUCAGCAUUGAGGGACGCGUGGUGCGCGGUGGCGUGCUCAAGGAAGUUGGAGAGGCUAAACGAGAAGCUACUGGAGAGAUUGAGGAGGGCCGCGACGUGUUAGGGCGGAAGCGGAAUAAGCUGAAGAAGGUACGGUAGGCUUCGUCGGAGGCGUGGAUAGAUUGUACAUAUAUCGAGGAUGUCUUUUUAAUGAUAUGAUGGUUGUUCAGCGAUGUUGUUGCGUCGGUUUACUUGGAGUCAGCCAAGGCAUUCUUUGAUUAUUUUUUGUUCGAUCCUACGUCUACUUUUGCGCCAGGUUAGGAGUCCAUCUUGGCUGGCAAUCUCCGAUCUACACCUAUUUUAUUUUCCAGGGUACCACCCGUAUGAGAGUCUCCUUGGUGGUUUGAAGGACAUCAAUCGAGCCAUGGUCGAAACAAAUCCACAUGGGAUCAUCCUCAUGAGAUGUUUCGUGAAGACAAUCCAGAACUAUUUCCGCCAAGACAGAAUAGUUGACGAACCUCUCCUGAUGGCCACGUUCUCGAAACGCCAUCGAUAGCCAAACCAUGGUGGGAAAUAGU
Messenger RNA from Aspergillus pseudonomiae, 2101 nucleotides. It is a transcript of the gene dbp8, whose product is annotated as ATP-dependent RNA helicase DBP8. The record is from RefSeq and is a predicted model, not a curated record. The coding region runs from base 111 to 1682 and encodes 523 amino acids. Gene Ontology annotation, molecular function: RNA helicase activity; nucleic acid binding; ATP binding. The transcript has 2 exons. Lineage: Eukaryota; Fungi; Ascomycota; Eurotiomycetes; Eurotiales; Aspergillaceae.